AUCAAUGCCUGAACGGUUCACAGUGAAUUUACUGAUUCUAAGCAAUGGCAGUUGGAAAUAUCUGAUUAAGUAGAAAACAUGGCCAAUCAAAAACCCAAAAAGAGUCGUUUGGAUCACAUGAUUUUCUAUAUUUCUGUAACUGUGAUACUAGUAAUGAAAAUGAGUGUUGUUCAAGGAUCGUUUAAAGAUGCAGAGUUUUGUGAAGCUUCAAAACUCACAAGAACAGUAGUAGAUAGUUGUCCAGAAGAUAAUGCGGGAGUAAUAGAAGCUGCAAACAGGAAGAACUGCUCAGCCAUUAAAAGUACUUGUUUGGGGAGGUUAGAGUACCACUGUGUUAUCAAUCCCUGGGGAAAUCUUACCAUAGAAGUGUGUGCUCCUGCCACAUGGAUUAGCACAGGUUUUUGUGCCGAGUACAAUGAAGGCGGAGGAAAGAUACAAGAAUAUUAUAAACAAACGUGUUCAACAUGCGAGAAUAAGUAUUUGUCGACAGAUGCAUACAAAUAUCCAGAAUGCUAUCCAAAACUGAAAGGGAAUGCAAAAAAACGAGACAGUUUUCCACAAUAUCACAGUCCACCUGCUAAAAAUGGAGUGAAAGCCAACAUCUUAAAUGUGACUGAUGAACUUUUCUGCAUACAAAUACUGCUGGGUAUGAUAUACCUUCUCCUACAGUACAUUUCCAAUAUGCUAUGAAGAGCAAUAUGUUUUAUUUUGGAUUUCAACCCAAUUCCUUCAAUAAUGUUCCCCUGCUUUGAUGAAGUUGGUAUAUAUUCUUCCAAGCACUUUAUGCUUUAACUUAAAGAAAAAUCCCGAUAAAAUUAUAUGAAUAUUUUUGACUCGCCAAACAUUCAAACGUUUUGAUGUAUUUUGUUAUUGUUUUUAUUGGGACAUGGAUACGGUUUCAGCUUUAAAAAUGAAAUUUAUUUUUCCAUUUUUUGUUAACAAAUGCUUAACUAAGAUACUGUUAAACGAUUAUCAAAAAAAGAGAAGAAUUUCAGGAGAUAAAGAAACAGAUUUAGAGCUCCAAACAUUUGUUACGUAAAAAAGGCCCCUGCCAUGCUUUUUUUUUUUUAACUCAGAUUAUAUAUAUUUAUAUAUGUUCGUUCAAAGGUGAUAUUUUCUAUAGAGAAGUUAAAUUCUAAAUACUACAGACAGUUGUUAAUGAUUUGUGUAGUCUACUCGUAGUUUUGUUAUUGAUAUUUUCUAGAUGUAAACAAAAACAGCUUCCUUUGCAUUAUGAGGAAUUUCAAAUCCUGUCUCCCCUUUAUAAAUCAACAAAUGAUGUUCAAAUUUUUGCUGAUCAUUUGAAUUGCCUUAAUUAGGAAUUGUAAACAUUAAGUUUGGUUUUUUUUACAGAAUUCAUUUUAAUCUGUGUCCAUGUUAUAUUAUGGUAUAGUUUCGAAAUUGUUGAAUGGUUAUAAACCAAAUUUUACUGGUGAUGCCUAAGCAGUACCGUAAAAACGGAUGGUUGGGCUUCUUAUCUUUAUAUUUUAUUUAUUUACU
Saccostrea cuccullata (small rock oyster) is the source of this 1500-nucleotide messenger RNA. RefSeq lists its product as uncharacterized. The transcript is spliced from 6 exons. The record is from RefSeq and is a predicted model, not a curated record. NCBI's taxonomy places the organism in Eukaryota, Metazoa, Mollusca, Bivalvia, Ostreida, Ostreidae. The coding region runs from base 79 to 690 and encodes 203 amino acids.